Prorocentrum cordatum is the source of this 444-nucleotide messenger RNA. NCBI's taxonomy places the organism in Eukaryota, Dinophyceae, Prorocentrales, Prorocentraceae. The record is from the annotation of a GenBank genome assembly.
AUGCACUUCGCCAUCAUCAUCUUCGCCGCGUGCGCGGCGGUCAUGGCCUCCUUCCACGCGGCGGAGGGGCGCCGCCUGCCGGCCCCCUGGGCCGAGGGCGGCGCCAGCGAGGCGCUGGCGGGGCUGGGGCGAGAGGAGGACAAGCUGAAGGCUGUGCUGGAGCGCGAGGUGGACGAGCGCUACCGGAAAACAGGAGUGGGCCGGCGCCUGGUGGCAGGCCUUGGCGGCCUUGGUGGCGAUGGUCGUGGUCGGCCUCGUGGCGCUCCACGAGGAGGUGCUGGCCCCUCGGGCGUUCGACCCGCUCGUGGCGCGCUGAGCGGGCAGAAAAGGAGCGGCGGGGCGAGGCGAGGCGCCAGCCUGCCGCCCCAGGAGGGGCGGCCCUACGAGAGCCAUGCGGUGGCGCCAGAGCGCCAGGGGAAUGCGACCCUGCAGCUGAUCAUGUGA